Molecule: messenger RNA, 1032 nt
Organism: Canariomyces notabilis
Lineage: Eukaryota; Fungi; Ascomycota; Sordariomycetes; Sordariales; Chaetomiaceae
Exons: 1
Coding region: 148-834 (228 amino acids)
Source: RefSeq, a predicted model, not a curated record
UUUGCGGAGAGAAGCAAUCUCAUCUGGAUGAUCGCCAACAAUCUCUUGACCCUGGUUGACAAUUGAGAUGAAUGAGCGAUCACCACAGCGGCCCAAGCAGGGGAGGGGAUGGAAACGGGAUGAAACCACACCCAAAGAUUCCCUACCAUGAGUCAGGUGAACCGUGAACGAAGUCCUUUGGUAGAUCGGCGACCCGGGCAAAUUGGUUCAGCUUCUCAGGUAGCUGGCGUAAAUUCUGGCUGUUGCAUCGCUGAAACAUGCGGCCUAACGUCAAAGUCAGGGCCAAAAGUGAUCGUUGUUCCUUCCAUUCUCAGGCCUGCCUGCCAAGGGCCUCAAGGGAGACGCGGCAGAUGCUCCAAAAUGCCUGUAACGUUACUGUAUGUACGUGUAUUGCCAGAACAGAAAUUCUUGACAUUUUCCCGGAGUGAUGGACCCGAAAUUUUUACAUACAUCUCCCGCUUCGGCGGGUCUCGGCGUCAUCCCGAUGAUUUGCGCCGCCGUAUCUCCCACAGCGAUCUCAAGCCGACAUCCCUCGCUCGUUGCCUGCACACUGUGCACACGUCUGGCCAUCCGCAUUUCGCAACCAUCAACACAAUUGCUGGAGAUCAGCGUUACCGCACUGCACUAAAAACGAAAAAUUGCCGAAUGAUCUGCGAUACAACCUGGUGGCUCGCGGCAUCGUCCGGAGCAGCCCUCGCCGAAUCCCCAAGCUGGAGGCUAAUCCACUGCUCAAUUUCUUACAUCUGGGCGAUCCAGAAAUGCCGGACUUGGCAAAGGGUCCCGUGCCCACGGUUACGCCGAUUUGACAUACGAAGGUACUGGUCGAGCUGCUAGACUGUGGCACGGUUCGAGAGGGCGGAAAGACAAAACCAGCUCGGCGUCCGGCAACUUUGAGGCGUCACCUAGCCGUUUUCUAGAUAUACAACACACCGCCGUGUUGGCCCAACUAUUGGGCAGACCGAACAAACAGCGUUGGCUCCUCUCUGGCCUCGGGCCUGGUUAUGCAUUGACCUUUCGGCGCCGAGGUCGAGU